Saxophila tyrrhenica is the source of this 1953-nucleotide messenger RNA. RefSeq lists its product as uncharacterized. The record is from RefSeq and is a predicted model, not a curated record. Bases 1 to 1953 code for a protein of 650 amino acids. NCBI's taxonomy places the organism in Eukaryota, Fungi, Ascomycota, Dothideomycetes, Mycosphaerellales, Extremaceae. The transcript is spliced from 3 exons.
AUGUUUCGUUGUCUGCCUCCAACUCAAACGGUCAGGCAGCGUUUCAAUAACAGUUUCGUUGUCAUAUUCUUCAUCUGCUUCUCAUUCUGCAGAGCAUUGUCCCAAAGUGGCGGCAGAGAAGAACUUUCCACACGUUCAGCUGUCAACAAGCGAUACUAUAAGCACAAGGUCGUAUUAGAUGAGAGCCGACACGACGAAGAAUUCUUUACCUUCGUGACGCGGCCGGAUCUAUACGCACCUCGCUGGAACAUCGUGACGUACGAUAAGAAGGCUAUCACACCCGGCUACUGGUUCAUUGCUCCCUACGAGGAAGCUGUACAAUUCGACUCCAGUCCGCCAUGGAAUGCUCCUCACAUAUACGAUAGCAGCGGCGAGCUGGUGUGGAGCGGCGCACCAGUCUUCAAUGGCUACAGCACAUUCGACUUUCGUGUCAUCGACGUGCUAGGGACACCUAUGCUCUCGAUCAUCGCACCGCACGAAGGCAAGGCUUUUCUCUUCGACUCAACUUACCAGCUCCAGCAUGAGAUCUUUCUAGGUCCAGAAUCUCUUAGAAUGGAUGAGGUUUCCUUGAACGUCCAUGAGUUCGCGACCGUGGAUGACGGAACUCGUGCACUACAUCUGACCCGUGAGCCACGAAAGACGUCACGGGAGAAUUCAAAGGCGGUCGGGUAUGAUGGAGAAUGUUACGCUGGCUUCGACGGCUUUCGGGAGCUUGAUGUCGAAACUUGGGAGACUGUUUUCUCGUGGACCUCGGAGGGCAAGAUUGGCCUUGAUGAGAGUGUCGUGGACCAAGAGCCUGUUGAGAAACGCUGUUCGGAGAGGGGGAGGCCUUGGGAAUACGUCCACCUCAAUUCCAUCGACAAGUUCUCAUCUGGCGACUAUCUACUGUCGGGUCGUCGUACAAAUACAAUAUAUAAGAUCUCCGGCAAAGAUGGAUCGAUUCUCUGGCGGUUCGGUGGUCGCAAAUCGGAUUUUCAAACGCCGUUCAAGUUUUCUGGUCAGCACGCAGCUAGAGUCCAAAGCCAUAACGACACACAUACUAUGAUCACGAUGCUUGACAAUGCGUUCGGUCCUGGAGUACCCAGAACGACCCACAACAGUUCCAGAGGCUUGAUCGUCACUCUCGAUACUACAGCAAUGACCGCCGAAUUGAUCACGGAAUAUCCUCAUCCAAAUCGAGGCUAUGCCACCAGCCGCGGGAACAUGCAGGUGCUACCAAAUGGACACGCUUGGCUUUGCUGGACCAGUCAUGCACUCGAAAGCGAAUACACCACUGACGGGUCCUUGAUCAUGACGGCUGGGCUCAGGCCGAAGAUCGAUUCAUACAGAAGCUGGAAGCUGCCAUGGGUCGGCCGUCCGCACUACCCACCUGACGUGCGAGGUGCGGUCGUUGCGAAGGAUGAUUCCUUCUACACCAUCGUGCAUAUGAGUUGGAAUGGCGCAACGGACAUCAAAGAGUGGCGUGUGUAUCACACGAAUGAAGACGGCAAGAACAGAACACUGGCCGCAACAGUCGCAAAAUUCGGCUUUGAGACGGUGGUUUGGACGGAAGGGCCAGCAUCACACGUGCUUGCAGCUGCUAUCUCGAAAGACGGACACAUACUUGGGGAGUCGUACAUCUUUCCCACCAUCCCUGUCGCGAAAGAGCUGGGCGCAGCCCCAACCGACGUUCCGACUGCUGAGGAUAGGUCUUGGAUGGAGGCCACAGCUCGCGAUCCUUUCGUGCCGUUUCUGGCCGGAAUCGCACUGCCUGUGCUUGCGAUGUUGGCUGUAUACGCCUCCCGGGCCUUCACUAGAAGCCGCAGACGGAUUCUGAAGCCAUGGUGGAAGACGGUGUACGCACCACUCUCUACUUCGGACAAACAGGAGAACGACAUGGAAGAUCAACAUGAAAAUAUAGAGCUCGGGGUAGACGACGCUCGAGGUCCAUUGUUGGGUGGUAAACCUAGAUGA